This is a messenger RNA of Mytilinidion resinicola, 2271 nucleotides long. RefSeq lists its product as uncharacterized. The record is from RefSeq and is a predicted model, not a curated record. Bases 1 to 2145 code for a protein of 714 amino acids. The transcript is spliced from 2 exons. NCBI's taxonomy places the organism in Eukaryota, Fungi, Ascomycota, Dothideomycetes, Mytilinidiales, Mytilinidiaceae.
AUGGAUAGACAUGACAUUUUGCACCCUUCGCUGAGGCAACCAUCGGGGGCCUCUUCAGCAACCUGCGAAGAAGAUUACAUCGACCACAUAGUCCCCUCUUCUCCUCCUAAAUCCCCUCUUUUACCCCCAAGCUCUGAGACGGCCGCUUUUCAACACUUUGCCGGCAGGCAGCCCUCUGCAACGGCUAGCAAUCUCAAAAUACGAGAGAAGCAGGCUUUUCUAGCCAAGGGAAACCCUUUUUCAUCGACCGAAGACCGAAGACCCCAUCGUCGCCGCGAUGCGAUAUUUCUGUCUGCGUGGUGGGCAGAGAUUCUCUUACUUCUGAUAGCCAUAUGUGCUUUGAUUGCUAUUGCCAUCGCGCUGUCAAAAUACAAUGCGCAAGAGCAGCCGGCUUGGAAGUAUAGCCUUAAUCUUAGUACUUUGAUUGCUAUUCUGUCUACAUUGCUCCGGGCCUCGAUGGUUGCUGUUGUGGAAGAAGGAUGUCUUGUAAUCAUACUUUCCUUUGCUAUUGGCCCCUUCACUCAGCAGGCUAUCAAGACUGUGGCUUGUAAUAAGCCUCUUACACCGUUGAACUCAUCCAUACAAAUCGCUAGGAUAGUGUCUAGAGACAAUAUUCCUCGCUUUACACCCGGACAUUACGACUUAGACCUAGAAACCAGUGCUGCCAUAUUGGACGGACUGGCUAAUCCACAUGGUAACCGCUCUGCACUUUCAGCAGCCUGCAUGUCUGGUAAUUGUACUUUCGCAUCGUACGCUGGCGUUACACAUUCGUCUAGUGGGCUUUGCAAAAAGUGUAUUGAUGUCUCUGGCGAGAUCCACGAGGUAGUGAGCCCCGCCUUAUUCCAAGCCUCGAACGGAACGCUGGUCUCAAGUCCAAACCAAUCAGACUACAACUUCUGGUUGAAUAGGCAGAGCAUCGGUGGGUGGGAUACCGAUGAUGGAGGGCGUGACGUUUCCGGCGUGCCCCAGGCCUUUUUCAACAUGACGCCAGGGGAUUUCGAAUGGGCUGCUUCAUUAACCAAUACACCCUUUCAAGAUCCAUCCUUCAUUACGGCAUCGAACGUUGCAAUACUCAAUAUCACCCUCCUUACGUUCACACUUAAUGGCUGCCAAGUCGUCAACGUCACCGACGGUUACGGAUACAGUUACAAUAUCACCUGUCCACAUUCGAAGCUGGACCCCAAAAAAUUCGAUGCUGACUUCGCUACAACCUCUGCGUUUGAUGCUAUCGACAUGGCCGCCGUGGCUUGUACAUUUUAUCCCUGCGUCAAGAAUUAUCGUGGCGCCGUCAAUAAUGGCAUCCUGAGCGAAACCAUUGUCAGCGAGACACAUGCUUCGCUUAAAGCGUAUGCGCCUGAUCUCGCCCCGGAUUUUCUUCAAUUCAACUCGCCGUGCGUAGUCGACGGCCAGCUCUACACACACGAUAAUAUUUCUUCAUUCCCGGCAGGCAACCACACCUUCAACACCACCCUAAUAGACGGGAAGAAUGUCACGGUGCCCAAUGAGUGUUUUUUCAAGAUCGAUGGUAUCUACAUCAAUGCCUUAGCGGAGUUCAUGUUCAAUGUCUUCACCGGCGACUGCUCCAUGCCUCUUACCAGCUAUUACGAUGAACAUUCCCCUCCGGACCGGUGGAGCUGGAUUUGGUGUGAUGAUAAGUGGUGGCUAAAGAGUCUAUUCAACAAAGGCAACGCCUCCUUCGUAAGCAUCGAUGCAAACCUGGAAUCCGUCACGACUGCUAUCACCAACGAAAUGCGCAAGCAGGGAACAGAUUGGAACGGUGAUCCAGCCGUGGUAGAAGGCAUAGUCCUUCGAGAAACAAUCUGCAUACAGUUUGACUGGACCUGGCUGGCGUUCCCAGUCGCACUGCUUCUCCUGACCGCCCUUCUCUUGAUUACCAUGGCUUUCAAAACGAUGCUAGAUAAGCAACAAGUGCCGAUAUGGAAGUCUUCGAUCCUACCACUCUUGUUUUCUGGAAAUGGAUUCGCUGGCGACAGCAGAGACCGGAUGGCGGCGUCAGGCAAUCUUAAUCAUAUUGAAAAUGAAGUGGAUAAGAUGAUUGUUAGUCUUGCUCAUGAUGGCAAUGGGUGGGAGUUUGUUAGUAAGAGGUCAAAUAAUGUUAGUGCCGAGGGAGAAGGGGCUACGUGAGGUCGACGUUACAGCUGUGAAGACUGCAAACGAUAGAGCACUCGAAUCUAUGCUUGUAGAACUGGCAGAGCACGGAGUAGAAAUAGUAGUAUGUAUAUCAAUAGGACAGGGUAUCUUUCUUCGACG